Messenger RNA from Aureobasidium uvarum, 1131 nucleotides. The record is from the annotation of a GenBank genome assembly. Lineage: Eukaryota; Fungi; Ascomycota; Dothideomycetes; Dothideales; Saccotheciaceae.
AUGGCUCCUUCAAAGGUCAAGUUUCUCACCGGUGCCCCUAUCACCUCUGAAUUGAAUUGGAGUGAUGAAGGCUUGCUCAAUACAUUUUCCUCGGCACUGCAAAGGCAUCUAGAUGCCCACUCGGGUCCUCCACCCACGCCUACGCCUACGCAACCCCUAGCCAAAUGGAGGUCAGUCCCAUUGGUCGCAAACAAACCCUUCCACGAAAGUCCUGUCUUGCCUCGAAGAUUACCACAGACCAACAUAAAGAAGGCACUACCACGUCAGAUCCACAAUCUGAUAGAGGACCGUGAUGAUGACUUCCUUGACCACUCUUUCGCUCUUGAAGCAGAUCUGCAGUCUUCUCAGAUUGCUCCCCACCACCAAAGUCCAGAGCAUGAUACUGAGGAAGCGACCUUCAUGACUGAUGACUCCGUCUAUUCGACAUUCAUGGACGGACUCGAUACUACUAUCAUGUCUACACAACCUUCCCUCCGCGAAGACUCUGGAACACGAUUAGGCGCAGCAUAUAGACCUGUCGGACCCAUCAUGAGCAUCAAGGCCAUCCCAACUGCCGAUUACCUCCAACGUAUACAGCCACAAACCAUGACUGUGAACUUACUAGUCGGUAUCAUCAGCAUAGCACCCGCAAGAACAGUGACAACGCGCAAAGGUGGUCAUGACAUGGACAUCAUCGAGCUUACAGUCGGAGACGAGACCAAAGCCCCCUUUACCAUUAGUUCGUGGCAUGCAGCUCAAGGUUCUCAGCAGCGACACAAGGUCGAGGACAAGUCACGUAACAUUCUCUCGUCACUACGUUCACAAGACAUUGUUCUCAUCGAACGAGUAGCACUAAGCUCCUUCCGCAAUGCAGUCUUUGGCCAAUCUCUUAACCGGAGAGCGACCAAAAACGCCACAGCAAUCACAGUCCUGCAUAGACCACACGACUUCCGGGCAGACAGCGCACAUCAGUCCAACUUUCCCCUGGCGGUGGAGAACAAACUCGAGCGAGUUCGUGACUGGGUCUCCAUCUUCGUGGGUCCGAAUGGCAAACGCAAGGCGCGAUCGGAGCCGUUGCCACGAGCUGGAUCCAAGAAGAAGGGGAAGAGUACCUUACCGGAAGAGUUCUUGCCAGCUGAUUCUCAGCCAUGA